CACUUUGGUUGCCUGAACUUUAUUUUGAAAAGCUGGGGUAACCGGAAAACGUCGUCUAGGAAGCGCAGAUAAACUGGUUGGGCUCGUAGUAGAAACCAGUAGUUCAUGUGUUAGCUAGCGUAAAGGAAGGAAAAUGAGCAGCUCGGAGGAGGUCUCUUGGAUAUCCUGGUUUUGUGGUCUGAGAGGGAAUGAGUUCUUCUGUGAGGUUGAUGAGGACUACAUACAGGACAAAUUUAACCUGACUGGUUUGAACGAGCAGGUGCCUCACUACCGCCAGGCGCUGGACAUGAUUCUGGACCUGGAGCCAGAUGAGGAGCUUGAAGAUAACCCCAACCAGAGUGACUUGAUAGAGCAGGCGGCGGAGUUGCUCUACGGGCUUAUACAUGCACGUUACAUACUCACAAACAGAGGCAUUGCGCAGAUGUUGGAGAAAUAUCAACAAGGGGAUUUUGGUUAUUGCCCCAGAGUCUAUUGUGAGAAUCAGCCAACGCUACCUAUUGGCCUAUCAGACAUCCCAGGGGAAGCAAUGGUGAAGCUCUAUUGCCCAAAGUGCAUGGAUGUGUACACCCCUAAAUCCUCCAGACACCAUCACACAGAUGGAGCCUAUUUUGGGACAGGCUUCCCGCACAUGCUGUUCAUGGUGCAUCCAGAGUAUCGUUCAAAACGACCAGCUAACCAGUUUGUGCCAAGGCUAUAUGGUUUCAAAAUUCACCCAAUGGCUUAUCAACUCCAGCUUCAGGCUGCAUCAAGUUUCAAAAGUCCGGUCAAGACAAUUCGCUAGACCUUGGCUUAGAGCAUGAUGGAUUUAAAGACUUUGAUGUUUCCUAUGUGUUCCAAGCAAUGGCUUAUAUAUUCCCAAUAAAUGCCUGUACAGUU
This is a messenger RNA of Betta splendens (Siamese fighting fish), 876 nucleotides long. Its product is annotated as casein kinase II subunit beta-like. Bases 134 to 781 code for a protein of 215 amino acids. The transcript has 7 exons. Gene Ontology annotation, cellular component: cytoplasm; protein kinase CK2 complex. The record is from RefSeq and is a predicted model, not a curated record. Gene Ontology annotation, molecular function: protein kinase regulator activity. Lineage: Eukaryota; Metazoa; Chordata; Actinopteri; Anabantiformes; Osphronemidae.